AUGGCGGCGUCGGCGGUGACAGCUGAUGUGCGUCGGGAGUUCGUUCAGACCUGCCUGUUGACCAAGGCGGGCCUCGCUGCGGCGACGCGCUCACUUUUGCACGGUUUGUCCUGGCGACAGAUUGUUCGCGAGACGAAGCGGGAUCUCGGGAGGGCGCUGGGACUGCGUGCGAAGGAGCCCACCGACUCCGCCGCCUCGUGUGCUGCUGCGCCCGCGGUGCUGUCGACCAGCGGAGCAGGGGCGUUAGGCGGCGCCUCUGCGCCCACGGGAGCGGACUCACCCUCCUUGCUGAGCUUGAAAGAGGUCGCGGCGACGGUGUGGUCCGCGGAGCGCGACCUAUGUGCAGCCUUGCAGACCGUUCUCCUGCAGCUCAUCGCUAUGACGCUCUCGCGAGCUUCCGAGCCUGCUUUCACCGCUUCUGACAGCAACGAGUGGACUUGUGUACGUGUUCAGGGGGGGCAAGACGCUGCCGCGGCAGCAGACAGGUUUGCCGUGAGGUCGUCUCGCGACGGCCAAAGCGAAUGGACGGAGCAGGAUCGCGCGCCGCUGGGGUUUGCGGCGUCGAAUACUUCGGCUGCCGUACGCUUCACUUUUCUUUCUUUGCCGAGGCAGGCGCCUCGGGGGUCAGCUGCGUGGGACGGGCCUGAGACUGGGCCUCUCUCUCAUUCGAGGCAGUGGCGUGCGGGCGAAUUGAGAAACCUCCGCAGCGCGACGCUCACGUCGAGGCACCCUGCGGCACGGGCGCCGGCGGCGCCCGCGUCGCUCUUCCAAGAGCUGCUGGAGGCCAGCCAGACACCGGCGGGGGAAGCCGGAGGGGAGGCCCCUUUCCUCCCGCAGAAUCGCAGGGAAUCGCCAGAGAACAUCUGCGCACCGUCUGGCGAGGAGGUGCGCAGCGACGUCGAAGUUGGACCAGCCACUGAGGAGCACCGGAUGGAACACGAAAGGCGCGGAGGGAAGGACUGCAAGCACUCGGAUGCCGGAGGAGAGGGCCCGUGCGGUCGGCAGCUAAUAGCUGAAACGCCGGUCGAACCGUGUGAAGUUCCGCGCUUACUCCUUCCUCCGGGGUCGGCUCCAGCGCGGCCUGCGUGGCUCCGGUGCCCUGUGCGGUCUCGGCGCGUUGCCGCCACAGACACACAACCUCAGCGGUCGUCCGACCCUCGCACCGCCGCGGCGCUCUCGCGAGCUUCGGACCAGCUGGCGGAGUCGCUUGCGGCCGCCUUCAACUGGGUCGUCGCUUGGUUCGCGCGUCUUCUGCAUGCGCUCGAGUGCUUUGGCAGCUUGUCCGCGGCGGCGUGGAGCGCGGCGCGUCAGCUCGUUGCAGUUGGCCUGACGCUAGGCAUGGCUGAAAGAGAGCUCGAGAGCUCCGUUGGCAGACUGCGAAUGGCGCUUCUCUUCGAGUGGACCCGGCUCUCUGCCGCGGGGGUUCGGCCCCCCACGCACCUGUUUCCUUCUCUCCACGCUCCCGCAGCUGCGGCCGCGUCUGGUGCCUCCUUUCCCUCUGUUGCUUCCUCGUUUGCGCCAGCUUCCUCGUCUUCGGCGUCUGGGCGCCCGACGGCCGUCGGGCCUUCCUGUGAGGGAGCGGGGGGCGCGUCGCGCGGAGCGAAGCUGGCUGCCGUGCUUCCUUGCGCGCUGCGACCUCCGGCGGUGUCGCCGCUCUUCCGCGAAUCGUCUUCUCUCCAGUCACCAGGCGAUUUGCGUCUGGGACUCGGCAGGCUCAACCAGCAUGUCGCCGCGGCGCUGGCGCUCCUGCGCCUCGGCCCCGAGCUGUCGGCAUCGUCAUCGUCUUUUCUGCCUCCUUUGCCGCUGUCAGCUGCUGAGGGCGGGCGCGGAGAGGAGGCGACGGGCCUUGCGUUUGCGCAGCGGCAUCUGUGUCCCAGGUGCCGCGCGAACGACAGUAAGAAGGACGCGGAGGGGUUGUUGGCUCGGAGAUGUGCAGACCUGGACAAGUUUCGGCAGCUAGGCCUGGCUGAGGGAAGAGUGGGUCCUAACAAUGAGGGGGAUGGAACGCGAAACGAAGGAGACACUCUGGACGACGGAGCCGCGGACGAAGAGUGGAUUACAGUCCUACAGGCAACGCAGCAACAGCUCGGCUUCGCUCGACAGUCCUGCGACCGCGCACUUGGGCUGUUCGUAAAGCGUGCGCAGGCCCGACGCGGGCAAGAGAGAGACGCGGCGGCAGACCCCACGGGUGAAGCAGCGGAGGCGCGCGCAGGCGAAACAGCCUCGUCAGGAGACAACGGGGGACGGCACGGAACGCCGGGAGAGCCGCGAGACGCGCCUGCGCGUCUCGCGGCUCUCCCGGCGCCUCCCCAGGAGUUUCUUGAGAUCUACAAAGGCCUCGGGGAAGAAGCCAGCAGGCCUGGAAGCGCGGCAGGCUCUCUGCUGCUCUUUAGCGACGACGUGGACGAGGCCACACUUGCAAAGGGACGCGCAGCCAUGAGUGAACUAAAACGAGUGUUCCUAUCUCACCCUCGGAUGCAGAGACAGCGCCAGCAGAAGCGCGUCGUGAAGGAGCUCGUCCCGACGGGUGCAACGCCGGGAGGAUCCAGCGCGCAGAGGCGGCCGGGCGCUGGCGCGGCGGCGUGCCACGACAGGGAGAGAGCCCGCUGUGGGCUGAACGCGACCGCAGCAGACGAAGACGGGGGCCCACGACUGCGGCUCGAAGUCCGCGAGGAGGAAGGCGAAGAGGACGAAGGCCGAAUGCAGAAUGCCUACUGGCGGAGGGUUGGAGGCGCGGGGCCCGGAGGACUACCAGAGCCGUGCGAGGGGAGUCACAGCGAAGCCCCGGGGGGCGACAGCAAUGCCGCCGCGAGAUGGAGAGACGAGGACGAACGAGAAGGCAGAGAUCGACCGCGGCCGACGGAAGAUGACGUCGGGCCUACGGAAAGCGACAGCGCAGGCGUCCGGCCUUCGUCUUCCAGCUCGCCAGCGCCGCGAGUUUCGCAUCCUGGUGAGAUGGCGGUGCGACGCAGUGCGCCCUCAACGGACACAGGCAGUGGCGCGUCAGUUCGUUGUCUCCUGUCAGGCGUCGGGUUGGGCAUCACGACGCCAGAGGCGCUUCGCCUGGAGAGCCGGCGACAGCGGGAAGCGGAGAAGCCGCCGGGCACGCAGUCGUUAUUCGCGGAGCUCGCUGGACAGUUCUCGCGCGCCCGCGCCUCUGUGGCAGAGACGUCGGAGGGCGGCACUCCGCAGUCGAGGCCUGCAGACGGGACAGAGAUCGCCGGCCGGCUCGCAGACGUUGGGGAAGUCUCUGGUCAGCAGCGUGUGUGGGGCGGAGCGUUUGGGCUGAUGCAAACGAAUCACUUCUUGAUGGCGUCCGCUGGCGGCAGCCGGGAGACAGGGGCCGUGAGCUUUCCCGCGGUGUUUGCACACCUGGCAAAGGGGGAGAGCGGCGAAGAGGCGUUCUGCGGCCUCGGCGAAGCGGAAGAUGAGGAAGAGGAAGACGACGCGGAACCCCCGGGGCUGUCCCAUGGCGAGGGGUUCGGCGGACGUGAAGCCAGCGAGGAAUCCGUGAGCCGCGACCUCGGAGAACGAGAAUCGAGGAGCGAGGGCGAAAGCGUGAGGCAUGGAGGGCACCACUGCGGCAGCGAUUGGGGCGGUGGGGCCUGGUGUCUAGAGGGACGCAGCGACGACGAGGAGACAAAGAUGGACGCGGAGGCCCGCCAAGAUUAA
Messenger RNA from Besnoitia besnoiti, 3672 nucleotides. RefSeq lists its product as uncharacterized. Bases 1 to 3672 code for a protein of 1223 amino acids. NCBI's taxonomy places the organism in Eukaryota, Apicomplexa, Conoidasida, Eucoccidiorida, Sarcocystidae. The transcript has a single exon. The record is from RefSeq and is a predicted model, not a curated record.